GUUCUCAUGAUUGAAAGAGUCCGCCAAACUGAAGGUAAACAAGAGUUAGGUCCAAGGCAACUUGCUUCUACUGGGACCGGGGUAUAUAUGGCUCUGUGCUCUCUUCCUCCAACACACAAUACUAAUAUUGAUGGAUUUUUACAUUUUUUUCGAAAUGAGUUUUGUAAGGAAGAGGAGAUUCUGACUUCAAGGUGCUUUUAGGACGUUGUGGUCGAGUGGCUUUGCUCCACUGGAAGAUGUAACGUCAUAAUAAUUAUCAUAAUAAAAAUAAUUACCAACCUAUAGUUUCGUAACGGGGCAGGCAUGAGGGUGUUCUGUUGAUAGGUUAUGAAUUUAUUUGGCUGCCCGUGGGUGUGGAGAAAUCCUGGCGUCUUACCGUCUAGGGUCUUCAAGUAAUAAUAAUAUUAAUUCAUUGUGUCGGGUGGACAAGCAGUCAGUUCAUACAGUACAUGUUAGACUUAUAUCCGAAAUGCUAUAAGUGCUAGGUUGACAGGGGCAUUAGGUGACAGGAAAUGUGCCCAACCAUUUCUGUCCCGCCAAGGAUUCGAACCCGGAAUUCUUGACUGUGAGUCGACAAUGAACCCGACUGAACUACCAUGACCUGCAAAGUGUCAAAAGAUGAAUCUUCCAGUGUAGCCUGUGUGUGGUAUGGAGGGGAAGUUUCUAUUAGUUUUCGUUCUUUUUUCAUGAUAGGUAAUUAGCCUAGUUUGGGAUCAGAUUACAUUUCAUAAGCCUGACUGACAAAGACAUGUAUGGCUUACUUCGUCUUCACUUCUAACCAUAUACCUCUCUGCCCGAGUCAACAAGAACAUCGUGUUACACUCUCACUGAUGGAACCCAUUCAGAAUGCAGCCUGUCAGCACACUUUCAUUAUCUGAUAGAGUUGUGUCGAAAUGCCAGCUUGUGGGAUGCGAUUUGAAACUUGUAAUUACACCAUUAGGACUGUGCCUGCAAUGGAUAUCCAGUAGAGAUAACACCAAGAACAAAAUAGAAUCUUUGGGUGCAGUUGUAGUGACAAAAAAUAAGACUGGUGGGAAAUUGUAUCCAGUUUGCAUGAACUUGGUGACUGAGGUGGCAAUAUUUGGUAAGACUGUCAGCAGUGGAAGCAGGGAAUCCUGUGGGAGGACACCUUCAGCUGUAUUAAUAGUUUGUACCUCUGGAUCAGUUAUGGCUGCCCACUCAAAACUACCGGGAUACCUGGUCACACUUUGUCAUUUAGCUCAGCCUGUAGUUUGGGCUGGCAUUGUGGAAGUUGGUGAUUCAUCUGCCAUUGUAGUCGUUGGCAAAGAAGCAUUGAUGGCCAUUGGCCGGCCAACACCAUCUUCAGGACUACACGCUUCAAUUAAAAGAGAUGGAACAAAUAACAAGGGCAGCUUAGUUUGGCAUUUAGAGGCUCUUUCAACACUUGCAUUGACAUGCUAUGGUCAGAACAAUGCUCUGGUUUUCUCUGAUGGUAUAUCAUGCUGGUUAUGUCAUGUUUAUUUUGUAAGAGAUCAAACAGAAGUGAAAUGCCAUGAAUUGCCUUAUUGUGGAGUUAUAAAGAUCACUUGUAAAGAUGUGGAUCUCGUUGAAAUGCUUACGUGCGAUGGUCGAAUGUAUAGGUGCUCUUGGAAAGUUAUAACUGCUGGAAGUAAGAGUGACAAUCACAAGGUAAAUUCCAGGUUGAUUGAUAGUGAACUGCCUCACACAAUUGAAGGGAUGAUGACAGGCAUUCAGCAUUGCUCAGAACUCAUGGAUGCUGAAGGGAAAAGAAUUUGUACUCUGGAUUUGUAUCUUCGACAGUUGAGUUUGGCACAUAGACUUUUAGCAGAACCACAAUUACCUUUAUUUUCAACAAGUGUUAGAGUGGAACACAAUAUUGAAGAACGGAGUUCUUAUCUUGCAAAUAUACAGUUUCGUAAACAAAGAACCAAUAUUGAUUUAGAUGGAAAGUGGUGGAGACUUUGUUUGGUAAUCCCUAGAUCUAAUGGUGAUCAUUUUAUAAGUGCAAAACUUGAUAAGGAUUGCUUCAAAACAGAUAUGUGUAUGUCUGUAGCCUUACCUCCAUUAAAUCUUAAUAAAAGUCUAGGUAGCAAAAGUAUACAAUGUUACUUGGUCUUAGAGCAUUUCUCAUCAUUUCGCCCAAUAUGUCAGGUAUUUGCGUGUGAAACAAAAAUUGAUAUAUUUCAUUUCGUGACGUGCCAGCGUAACUUGACUACCGCAAAUCUCUCUUCACAAAACCCUAGCAUUGUCUUUCGUAAAAUAUUAGACGAAAAAGCCUAUGCAAGUUCCAAAUCUAUUAUAAAUAAGGGCCCAACUCCUUUUUGCAAAGUUUCUACAUCAUGCAUAACUCAUGAGAAAAUUACAUCCUUAUUUGGGGACUUGCUCAGCUUUAUACCAUCACCAUGCUCUGAAGACACAAAUGGUGAGAAAACACUACAUAAAAUUUCCCUGUGGUAUCAUGAUGACUGCAUUGAUGUUCAAUGCUCAACAAAAGGCAGUCAUACGUGUCUUUCAUUAGAGGGUCCAAAUCCAUCAGUUGUGUUGUCAUUAAAAGCUGCUUUAGAGAGAAGAGUAACAGAACUUGAACUACCGUCCACGCCAGUGACUCUCACUCCAGCAGUCCUGAGACAGGCACAUCUUGUCUAUAGGAUAUUGAAUUUUGAAGCUAACUCUUCAACUACACCAGCCUCUCUCAGUCACCUGCAUCAUACUACUACACAGUUAAUGUCAUUGUUGCCGCUCUGAUUAUCUGGGAGUAAUACAAAUAAUAAUUUAUGUAUGCUAUGUUAUAAAUAACUUUUGUUUAUACUUUGUUAUAAGAAUUAUGCUAAAUAAUUUAGUUUAUUUAAAUAAAAUGUAGACUACUG
Molecule: messenger RNA, 2849 nt
Organism: Procambarus clarkii (red swamp crayfish)
Lineage: Eukaryota; Metazoa; Arthropoda; Malacostraca; Decapoda; Cambaridae
Source: RefSeq, a predicted model, not a curated record